This is a messenger RNA of Daldinia caldariorum, 2788 nucleotides long. Its product is annotated as citrate synthase. Gene Ontology annotation, biological process: fatty acid biosynthetic process; acetyl-CoA biosynthetic process; tricarboxylic acid cycle. Gene Ontology annotation, molecular function: ATP citrate synthase activity. Bases 320 to 2311 code for a protein of 663 amino acids. Lineage: Eukaryota; Fungi; Ascomycota; Sordariomycetes; Xylariales; Hypoxylaceae. The transcript has 2 exons. The record is from RefSeq and is a predicted model, not a curated record. Gene Ontology annotation, cellular component: cytosol.
CCCAUAUUUCGUCAGUCGCCCUAAACUUGCUAUUGCAACGGUCGGAUUCGGUUGAUAUUGUUCAGCUUCGGCACUGACGGUCCUACUAAAUCCUUCCAGUGCAGGCACGGGCUGAAUCGGCCGUCCUGAAAAUCACCGAGAUUCCCAAAGCUUUGUUUUACUGCUUUUUUACUGCUGAAUAGCCCAAGUAGUUUCCCCUGUGUUAGCGAACCUGCACUCGAUUGUCCGUGCUCAACCCAAGUUAGGAAACAUUCUUGGCUAACUCAAGUCACCAAUUCUAGAGGAAGUUUGCGGAUUUCGUACUACGACAACGACGACGAUGUCUUCAGCUGCUGCCAACGGUGUUAACGGCGCCGCAAGCGGUGGUUUAUCUGCGAAUGAUAACAUCACUCGCUUCACUGCUCCUAGCCGACCUCUCAGUCCUCUUCCCGCACAUGCCUUAUUCAACAACAAGACAAGAUGUUUUGUUUACGGUCUCCAGAAUCGAGCUGUCCAGGGUAUGCUGGAUUUCGACUUCAUCUGCAAGCGGCCCACACCUUCAGUCGCGGGCAUUAUCUACACUUUCGGUGGCCAGUUUGUCAGCAAGAUGUACUGGGGAACCAGCGAGACCCUCCUCCCGGUUUACCAGGAGACAGCCAAGGCCAUGGCUAAGCACCCUGAUGUUGACGUCGUAGUCAACUUUGCUUCCUCACGAAGUGUCUUUAGCUCGACAAUGGAGCUGAUGCAAUACCCCCAAAUCAAGACCAUCGCCAUCAUUGCUGAAGGUGUGCCUGAGCGGCGAGCACGAGAAAUUGCCUACGUUGCGCGACAGAAGGGCGUGACUAUCAUUGGCCCUGCUACCGUUGGUGGUAUCAAACCCGGUAGCUUCAAGAUCGGCAAUACUGGUGGCAUGAUGGACAACAUCGUUGCUUCCAAGCUUUACCGCAAGGGUUCCGUCGGCUACGUCUCCAAGUCCGGUGGUAUGUCGAACGAGCUAAACAACAUCAUCUCACAAAAUACGGAUGGCGUUUAUGAGGGUAUUGCUAUUGGUGGCGAUAGAUACCCGGGAACCACGUUUAUCGACCAUCUGCUGAGAUACCAACAAGAUCCGGAAUGCAAGAUACUGCUACUACUCGGUGAAGUUGGCGGCGUCGAAGAAUAUAAGGUGAUCGAGGCGGUAAAGCAAGGUAUCAUCACCAAGCCAAUCGUUGCCUGGGCCAUCGGCACUUGCGCGAGCAUGUUCAAGACCGAGGUUCAAUUUGGCCACGCUGGUUCAUUUGCCAACUCACAGCUAGAGACUGCUGCUAUGAAAAACAAGCAGAUGAAGGAGGCUGGCUUCUACGUGCCAGAUACAUUCGAAGAUCUUCCUCAGGUUCUUGCUUCUGUCUACAAGAAGCUUGUCGAAGACAAGACCAUUAUACCCCAACCGGAGCCGGUCGUACCCAAAAUUCCCAUCGACUACUCUUGGGCCCAGGAGCUUGGUCUCAUCCGGAAGCCUGCUGCCUUCAUCUCCACCAUCUCCGACGACCGUGGACAGGAGCUUCUCUAUGCUGGUAUGCCUAUUUCUGACGUUUUCAGAGAGGACAUUGGCAUUGGCGGUGUCAUGUCCCUCCUAUGGUUCCGUCGUCGUCUGCCUGAUUACGCUUCCAAGUUUCUGGAGAUGGUUCUCAUGCUUACUGCCGAUCACGGCCCUGCGGUAUCGGGUGCCAUGAACACUAUUAUCACUACUCGUGCGGGUAAAGAUCUGAUCAGCUCCUUGGUGUCGGGUCUCCUCACUAUUGGUUCCCGUUUCGGCGGUGCUCUUGACGGUGCUGCAGAGGAAUUCACCAAGGCUGCCGACAAUGGCCUCAGCCCCCGUGAAUUUGUUGACUCUAUGCGCAAGCAAAACAAGCUCAUUCCGGGUAUUGGUCACCGUAUCAAGUCGCGGAACAACCCUGACCUCCGUGUCGAGUUGGUUAAGGAGUAUGUUCUGGCCAAGUUCCCAAGUCACAAGCUGUUAGAUUACGCACUAGCAGUUGAGACAGUAACCACUUCGAAGAAGGAUAACCUCAUCCUUAACGUCGAUGGUUGCGUUGCCGUCUGUUUCGUUGACUUGAUGAGAAGCUGCGGCGCUUUUAGUGCCGAAGAGGCCGAAGACUACAUGAAGAUGGGCGUCUUGAACGGUCUAUUCGUGUUAGGCCGCAGCAUUGGUCUGAUUGCCCAUUACCUUGACCAGAAGCGACUACGCACCAGUCUGUACAGGCAUCCUUGGGAUGAUAUUACCUACCUGCUCCCGACUCUGUCAAAGACCGGACCGGUUGGUGAAGGCAGAGUUGAGGUCUCGGUGAAAUAGAUGAACAGCUGUUGUAUUCUAUGGCGUAUUUAGAGGUAUCGCAUUACAAUGCACUCUUUCUCUUGACAAACGGGGCGAGUCUUACUAGAUAGUUGCACAGGGGUAGAGAUAACUACAUUAUAGCUCAGCUCGAGGCUGAUCUUCAGGGGAGAUUUACUAUUUAGUUCAGCAGAAGCAUGGCCAGAGCAUGUUUGACGUUUGUCACAUAAUAUGAAAUCGUAAAACUCCUUUUUUUCUCUCUCUUUCUAUUUCCCUUAAUCGAGUCAUGGUGAUAUUAGAAGAGGUUUUAUAACAUUACGUAGUAUAAUACUUUGAUUUUUUAUUCAUUUAUUUGUUCAUUUAUGGCAAUGAUCUUUUUAGGUAUUUAUUUAUUCAUUUAUUCAUUCAUUCAUACUGCGUAGUUGAUGCAGGAAUUGUGAAGUUAUCAACCUAGCUGGGCUUAUGUAAGACUCUAUCUAUGGGUUAGGUACCUACCUU